Molecule: messenger RNA, 1198 nt
Organism: Medicago truncatula (barrel medic)
Lineage: Eukaryota; Viridiplantae; Streptophyta; Magnoliopsida; Fabales; Fabaceae
Exons: 3
Coding region: 58-1119 (353 amino acids)
Source: RefSeq, a predicted model, not a curated record
AACAAAGGUGAGACAAAAACAAGAGUUUUUCUGAAAGAGCUUAUUUGAUUUCAGAAGAUGAAUACUACACUGCCAGUUAAGAGGCAAUUUGAUGAUAACAAUUCCUUGAAAAUCUCCAAUAAGAAAUCAAAGACAUCGUUGAACAUAAAUAAAAAGCCAGGAAAAUCAGCUGAUAAUUCAUUUUCCAUGCUGAGGAAAGAACUUGCAUCGUUAAAAAAAUCAUUCGCGGAAUGCAACGGACAACAAGUAGAAGAGAGGCGAUUGCGGUCUAUAAAGAGAGAUAUUGAGAAGUGCUGCGAAGAGCUAGAAAAUAUGGAGACCCAAGUUAAGGAAUUUGAGACUGAAAAGAAUAUACUUGAUGGUCAAGUAAAUGAGUUUGAAUCUAAAAAGGGUGAAUUGGAAGGCCUAUUGAGGGACUUUGAAUCAGAAAAAACGAAUUUCGAGAGACGACAAAAGGAGUUUGAAUCAAAAGAAAAGGAAUUCGAAAUAAGAGUGAUGGAGUUCCAAUCAAAAGAAGAGGAAUUUAAAGUUCAAGUGAAAGUACUUUUUGAAGCAAAGGAAGAGAAAUUCGAAGUAAAAAUGCAGCAAUUUGAAAAUCAAGUUGAGGACAAUCUCAAAUCUGUCAAAGCACUCGAAUUAAAAGAGAAUCAGAUUGAAGUACAAAUCAAGGAUCUUAAGUCAAAGCUGAAUAAUUUUGGUGGACAACCAAAGGAGCUUGAGUUGACAGAGAAACAACAUGAUGAAGAAAAAGAAUUUGAUACAUCUUACAUGGAUGAUGAUGGAGCAAGUGAGGAAAUUGACAUUCUUGAUAAUUUGCGAGAAUCAUCAGAUCCAGCAAAAAUUGUUUUGGAUAUAAUACUGAACCCCAUUAUCCCACUUCCUAAGAAAGGAGACAAAGCUGUGAUUAUUGAUGAUGAAAGCCGCAUCUAUCUGCUAGAAAAACUGAUGACAAUCUCACCAAAUAUUAAACCUUGUGUAAGAGAUGAAGCAUUGAAGCUAGCGCGUGAGUUGAAAGCUAACAUGAAAGAAAAUACUGAAAAUUAUUUGGAGGUUCUCGGAUUUCUAUUGAUUUUGUCGAUUUAUGGAUUGCAUACUUAUUUUGAUGAAGAUGAAGUCUAAAAGCUUUUUGGAUCUGUUGCUGGAUACAAGAUGGCUGAAGAACUGUUUGAGACCCUCCAUAUUGGUUUUGCUAAUUAAA